CAACACAUUUAUCUUCAUGCUCGUGCUAUUUGAAGAGUGUUGCUGAGGCGAGAUGGUUUAGGACGACCUUCACUGAGAUGUCUGCCGUCUCUAUCAGAAAACCUCUGAUAAACUCACUGCUGUAAGAUUAAACAGACACACUUUGAAACAGACAAACUCUUACUGAAGACUGUCAUGUGAUUUGUUAAGAAUUACACAUAGUAAAAGACAAACAUCAAAACAAACAUGAUCGUAUCACACAGUUAAAGAUAUAGCUUCCAUAUUUAUUGUAGUGUUUGGGUGUUCUUCUGACAAAUAAGGAAAUUACUAUCUAUUCUUGACAACCGGACCAUCGGUUGUGAAAUUAUAGAAAUAUCACUAAAUAUCUAAAAACGUUUUAAUGAUGUAUAGUUUGUAAACCACAAGCACAUAGCAUACCUACAUUCAUGUUGUACACAUCUGCAAAACAAAGAAGCCGUGCACAUGAACAGGGGUUCAAUCGUACAAAGAAAACAACUAAUGUAAAACACAAUAUAUUGUUAAACAGGAUAAUGAACAAGAAAUCCUAUCAUGAAGGUCUAUCUAAUAUUUCUGAAGGCUGAGCAGUACAUGGAAACAUUCUUAGAGGUGAUAGCUGUCUAUAUAAGGACAUCAACAACUAAAGGUCUCAUUACUGACCCCACACCACUUGAAACUCUUGAUAACAACACGUGUUACUUUAUUUGCUCUUCUUGUGUUCUGUGCAUCCUUAUUUGGCUCUUGGUUAGUCUCUAUAAAAACCGAGCGCUGGCGCUUUGUGCCAUCUAAAGUUUCCUAAGCCGAGGUCUGUUCAUCAAUUCUCACAGUACCUGUAAGACUCCAGCUCUCACGAUGGGUGAUGCUCUGAUGGCAGAGUUCGGAAAGGCUGCUCCCUACCUGAGAAAGUCUGAUAAAGAGCGUCUGGAAGCUCAGACGAGAGCCUUUGACAUCAAAACUGAAUGCUUCGUUGCGGAUGAAAAAGUGGAGUUUGUUAAGGGGAAGAUCGUGAGCAAGGAUGGUGGGAAGGUCACCGUGAACACUGACGACGGCAGAACGGUGACCGCCAAGGACUCGGACGUGCAUCCCCAGAAUCCACCGAAAUUUGAUAAAAUCGAAGACAUGGCUAUGCUCACUUUCCUCCACGAGCCUGCGGUACUGUUCAACCUCAAAGAGCGUUACGCAGCCUGGAUGAUCUACACUUACUCAGGGCUGUUCUGUGCUACGGUCAACCCUUACAAGUGGCUACCGGUGUAUGACUCAGAGGUUGUAGCUGCUUACAGAGGUAAGAAGAGAACAGAGGCUCCUCCUCAUAUCUUUUCUAUCUCGGAUAACGCAUAUCAAUACAUGCUGACCGAUCGAGAGAACCAGUCUGUGCUCAUCACCGGAGAAUCCGGUGCGGGAAAGACUGUCAACACCAAGAGGGUCAUCCAGUACUUUGCAAGCAUCGCUGCUGCCGGAGGAGCUGGAAAAAAAGACUCUGGCAAGGGAAGCCUGGAGGAUCAAAUCAUUCAGGCUAACCCUGCACUCGAGGCCUUUGGCAAUGCCAAAACACUGAGAAACGACAACUCGUCACGAUUUGGCAAAUUCAUCCGUAUUCAUUUCGGGACAAGUGGCAAACUCUCCUCUGCAGAUAUUGAAACGUAUUUGUUGGAGAAGUCUCGUGUGACCUACCAGCUAAAGGCUGAGAGGGACUAUCACAUCUUCUACCAGAUCUUGUCCAAUGAGAAACCUGAACUCCUAGACAUGCUGCUGAUAACCAACAAUCCAUACGACUACUCAUACAUCUCUCAAGGAGAAGUAACCGUGGCAUCUAUCAAUGACAACGAGGAGCUGAUUGCUACGGACAAGGCCUUUGAUGUACUUGGCUUUACACCAGAAGAGAAGAUGGGAGUCUACAAACUGACAGGUGCUAUCAUGCACUACGGCAACAUGAAAUUCAAACAGAAACAACGUGAAGAGCAGGCAGAGCCCGAUGGCACAGAGGACGCAGAUAAGGCAUCUUAUCUAAUGGGGAUGAACUCAGCUGAUCUGUUGAAAGGCCUCUGCCAUCCAAGGGUCAAGGUAGGCAACGAGUAUGUCACCAAAGGACAGAGUGUAGACCAAGUGUAUUACUCAGUUGGCGCAGUGGCAAAGUCAGUGUACGAGAAAAUGUUCAACUGGAUGGUUGUGAGAAUCAAUCAUUCCCUUGACACCAAGCAACACCGCCAGCAUUUUAUCGGUGUGCUAGAUAUCGCUGGCUUUGAGAUCUUUGAUUUCAACACAUUUGAGCAACUCUGCAUCAACUUUACAAACGAAAAGCUGCAACAAUUUUUCAACCACCACAUGUUUGUGCUAGAGCAAGAGGAGUACAAGAAAGAGGGGAUUGAAUGGGAGUUUAUAGACUUUGGUAUGGACCUUCAAGCUUGCAUUGAUCUGAUUGAGAAACCCCUAGGUAUCAUGUCCAUUCUGGAGGAAGAGUGUAUGUUUCCAAAAGCUAGUGAUCAGACUUUCAAGGCAAAGCUCUAUGACAACCACCUGGGCAAAACGAACAUUUUCCAGAAGCCACGUGUUGUGAAAGGGAAGACAGAGGCACACUUUGCUUUAUCUCACUAUGCAGGCACUGUUGAUUAUAACAUUUCAGGCUGGCUGGUGAAAAACAAAGACCCACUGAAUGAAACAGUUGUCGGGCUCUAUCAAAAAUCCUCUUUAAAGUUGUUGAGUCAUCUCUUCUCGAGUUAUGCAGGAGCAGAAGGAGGUGAAAAGUCAGGUGGGAAAGGAGCCAAGAAAAAGGGCUCGUCUUUUCAAACAGUGUCAGCCCUGCACAGAGAAAACCUUAACAAAUUAAUGAACAAUCUGAAAACCACACACCCACACUUUGUCCGCUGUUUGAUUCCAAAUGAGACCAAGACUCCUGGCAUCAUGGACAACUGCCUUGUCAUGCAUCAGCUUCGCUGCAAUGGGGUUCUAGAGGGUAUCAGGAUUUGCAGGAAAGGUUUUCCGAACAGGAUACUCUAUGGUGAUUUCAAGCAGAGGUACAGAAUCCUGAAUGCAUCUGCCAUCCCAGAAGGACAGUUCAUUGAGAACAAAAAGAGCGCUGAGAAGCUGUUAGGCUCGCUGGACAUUGACCACACACAAUACAAAUUUGGACACACAAAAGUCUUCUUCAAAGCUGGCCUGCUCGGUACCCUGGAGGAGAUGCGAGAUAAUCAACUUGCUUCUAUCCUCACAAGGAUCCAAGCCUAUGCCCGUGGCUUACUCAUGAGGGUCGAGUACCAGAAACUUGUGGAGCGCAGAGAUGCUCUAAUGAUCAUCCAGUGGAACCUUCGUUCCUUCCUCGGUGUGAAAAACUGGCCGUGGAUGAAACUGUUCUUUAAGAUAAAACCUCUGCUGAGGAGUGCCGAGUCUGAAAAAGAGAUGGCAAACAUAAAGGACGAAUUUAACAAAUUGAAGGAAGCGUUGGAGAAAUCUGAGGCUAGGAGGAAAGAGUUGGAAGAAAAGAUGGUCACGACCCUUCAAGAAAAGAACGAUUUGCUACUUCAGCUGCAGUCAGAGCAAGACACCUUAACUGAUGCUGAGGAGAGAUGUGAACAGCUCAUAAAAAGCAAGAUCCAGCAGGAAGCUAAAGUAAAAGAGCUGUCAGAACGCAUAGAGGACGAGGAAGAGAUUAACGCAGAUCUCGGAGCCAAAAAACGUAAGCUGGAGGAUGAAUGCUCUGAGCUCAAGAAAGAUAUAGAUGACCUUGAGCUGACACUAGCCAAAGUUGAAAAAGAAAAACAUGCCACGGAGAACAAAGUAAAAAAUCUCACUGAGGAAAUGGCUUCCCUUGAUGAGAACAUAAUGAAACUCACCAAAGAGAAAAAAGCUCUUCAAGAGGCUCACCAGCAGACCCUGGAUGACCUGCAGAGCGAGGAGGACAAAGUGAAUACGUUGACCAAAGCUAAAGUUAAACUUGAACAACAGGUGGAUGACCUUGAGGGCUCACUGGAACAAGAAAAAAAAGUUAGGAUGGACCUAGAACGCAGCAAGAGAAAACUGGAAGGCGAUGUUAAACUCACUCAGGAAAAUGUCAUGGAUUUAGAGAACGACAAACUGCAACUUGAGGAGAAACUCAAAAAGAAGGACUUUGAAAUCAACCAGCUCAAUGGAAAGGUUGAAAAUGAACAAACCGUCUCAGUGCAGCUUCAGAAAAAACAAAAAGAAAAUCAAGCCAGAAUUGAAGAACUGGAGGAGGAACUGGAUGCCGAGCGUGCGGCCCGUGCAAAGGUGGAAAAACAACGAUCUGAUCUUUCUCGAGAACUGGAAGACAUCAGUGAGAGACUAGAGGAAGCGGGUGGAGCCACAUCUGCUCAAGUGGAGCUCCACAAAAAAAGAGAGGCUGAGUUUCAGAAGUUACGCAGAGACCUCGACGAAUCAACCCUUCAGCAUGAGGCCACAACUGCCACUCUUCGGAAGAAACAUGCAGACAGUGUGGCUGAACUUGGAGAACAGAUUGACAACCUGCAAAGGGUUAAACAGAAGUUAGAGAAAGAGAAAACGGAAUUCAAGUUGGAACUGGAUGACCUUUCUUCAAACAUGGAGAGUGUUGUGAAGGCAAAAGUCAAUCUUGAAAAACUGUGUCGUUCACUGGAAGAUCAGAUGAAUGAGCAUCGGUCAAGAGCUGAAGAAGCCCAGAGAGCUCUUAAUGAUCUGUCCACUCAGAAAGCCAAACUACUGACUGAAAACGGCGAACUUGGACGACAAAUGGAGGAGAAGGAAUGCCUUAUUUCUCAGCUCACAAGAGGAAAGACCUCCUACACCCAGCAACUUGAGGACCUGAAAAGACAACUUGAAGAAGAGCUUAAAGCAAAGAACGCUCUUGCUCACGCUGUACAGUCAGCACGGCACGAUUGUGACUUACUGAGAGAACAGUUUGAGGAGGAACAAGAGGCAAAAGCUGAACUCCAAAGAGCAUUGUCCAAGGCUAAUGCAGAAGUAGCAACGUGGAGGGCGAGAUAUGAAACUGAUGGUAUUCAGAGAACGGAGGAACUGGAGGAAGCCAAGAAGAAACUUGUUCAAAAACUGCAAGAAGCAGAGGAGGCGGUGGAAGCGGUGAACGCAAAGUGUUCUUCUCUUGAAAAAACGAAACAUCGCCUGCAAAAUGAGAUUGAAGAUCUGAUGCUGGACCUUGAACGCUCGAAUGCUGCAUCUGCUGCCCUGGACAAAAAACAAAGAUCCUUUGACAAAAUCAUUGCAGAGUGGAAACAAAAGUAUGAAGAGGCACAAUGUGAGCUUGAAGGAACGCAAAAGGAAUCACGCAGUUUAAGUACAGAGCUCUUUAAACUCAAGAAUUCCUAUGAAGAAGCUCUAGACCAUCUUGAAACCAUUAAGAGAGAAAACAAGAAUCUACAGGAGGAAAUCUCAGACCUAACAGAUCAAGUGAGUGAAGGACGAAAAAACGUUCAUGAGUUAGAAAAACUGAGGAAACAGCUAGAGCAAGAGAAAGCGGAGUUACAGUCUGCACUGGAGGAGGCCGAUGCCUCUGUUGAACAUGAAGAAGGAAAAAUCAUACGAGCUCAACUAGAGUUCAAUCAGGUUAAGGCAGAGAUGGAACGCAAGAUAGCUGAGAAAGAUGAGGAAAUGGACCAAACAAAGAGAAACUACCAACGUUUGAUUGAAAACUUGCAAGCCUCUCUCGAGGCAGAGACGAGAAGCCGAAACGAGGUUUUGAGAGUGAAAAAGAAGAUGGAGGGGGACCUCAACGAAAUGGAAAUUCAGCUGAGCCAGGCCAACAGACAGGCAGCAGAUGCCCAGAAACAGUUAAAGAUAGUCCAGUCGUGUUUAAAAGAUACUCAACUCCUGAUGGAUGACACGCUUCACGGUAAUGAAGAUCUUAAAGAAAACAUUGCCCUGCUGGAGCGCAGAAACAACCUCAUGCAAGCAGAGCUAGAAGAGCUGAGAGCUGUGGUGGAACAAACAGAGAGAGGUCGCAAACUAGCCGAGCAGGAACUCACAGAAGCAACGGAGAGGAUGCAACUCCUGCACUCCCAAAACACCAGCCUCAUCAACCAAAAAAAGAAACAAGACACUGACCUGCUUCAGCUUCAGAAUGAGAUGGAGGAGCUGGUUCAGGAAUACCGCAACGCAGAAGAGAAGGCAAAGAAAGCCAUCACCGACGCGGCUAUGAUGGCAGAGGAGCUGAAGAAAGAACAGGACACUAGUGCACACCUAGAGAGGAUGAAGAAAAACAUGGAACAGACCAUCAAAGACCUUCAACACCGUCUGGAUGAGGCAGAGCAACUGGCGAUGAAGGGUGGAAAGAAGCAGCUGCAGAAGAUGGAGGGCCGUAUCCGUGAACUCGAGAAUGAGUUAGAAGCGGAGCAGAAACGCGGCUCAGAGUCCAUCAAAGGUGUGCGCAAAUACGAGCGCCGCAUAAAAGAGCUCACAUAUCAGACAGACGAGGACCGCAAGAACAUGGCAAGACUUCAGGACUUAGUGGACAAGCUGCAGUUGAAAGUAAAGGCCUACAAACGUUCUGCCGAAGAGGCCGAGGAACAGGGUAACACUAACUUAGCUAAAUUGCGAAAACUGCAGCAUGAGCUGGAAGAGGCUGAGGAGCGCGCCGACAUCGCAGAAUCUCAAGUCAACAAACUGCGAGCGAAAACUAGAGAUGGUGUGCCUGGAAAGAAAUCUCAAGAUGGGUAAUGUCUCAACAGUUCAGUUUACAGACAUUUGCUUGAUCGUUAAAGAUUAAGAUAACACGUUUUUAAAAAUCGUAGAAGGAAAUAUCUAUCAAGCAUUAAAUACAUUAAAUACUAAAGAGACAAUGCAUGUUAACACAAUCAGCUGAUGAAACAGUGAUUAUUUCAAAUUAAAGAAUUAUUCUUGCUUUGAAUUUCACAUCUGCUUUCAUGUGGCAACAGAAAUAAAAUUCUUUCAAAAAGA
Molecule: messenger RNA, 6897 nt
Organism: Triplophysa dalaica
Lineage: Eukaryota; Metazoa; Chordata; Actinopteri; Cypriniformes; Nemacheilidae
Gene: myh6
Product: myosin, heavy chain 6, cardiac muscle, alpha
Exons: 1
Coding region: 850-6657 (1935 amino acids)
Cellular component (GO): myosin complex
Molecular function (GO): actin filament binding; ATP binding; cytoskeletal motor activity
Source: RefSeq, a predicted model, not a curated record